Molecule: messenger RNA, 1242 nt
Organism: Plenodomus lingam JN3
Lineage: Eukaryota; Fungi; Ascomycota; Dothideomycetes; Pleosporales; Leptosphaeriaceae
Biological process (GO): mitochondrial coenzyme A transmembrane transport
Cellular component (GO): mitochondrial inner membrane
Molecular function (GO): coenzyme A transmembrane transporter activity
Source: RefSeq, a predicted model, not a curated record
AUGUCCAUGCGUCUCCGCAAUGAUGAAGACAUCACCACUACCACCACCUCGACUAUCAUGACCACGACAGCCGCGCAAACACCACGCGCAAACAACAUUCCCACAGAACAGCAUACGCCCUCCCCAUCUGUGGACCAUGACACCAUCGUACCGGCCAUGGGAGGGAAGGAGAAGGAGCGAGUUGAUGUGGGGAGCCGGCACACGGACACCAACAGGGCAGACAAGAAGAGCACCGAGUAUCUGAUCAAGAGUGGGCUGGCAGGAGGUUUCGCUGGGUGCGCUGCCAAAACAGUCGUCGGUCCCCUCGAUCGCGUCAAAAUCCUCUUCCAAACUCGCAACCCCCAAUUCGCAAAAUACGCUGGUUCCUGGUCCGGCUUCCACAUUGCAAUCCGCGACAUCUAUGCCUCCGCCGGUUUCGCAGGUCUCUUCAAGGGGCACUCAGCAACCCUACUCCGUAUCUUCCCAUACGCCGGUAUCAAAUUCCUUGCGUACGAGCAAAUCCGCGCACGCGUCAUCAAAAAAAAGUCGCAGGAGACUCCUGCCCGCCGCUUCAUCAGCGGCAGCUUGGCAGGCAUGAUGAGUGUUUUCCUCACCUACCCGCUCGAAGUCAUAAGAGUCCGACUAGCCUUUGAAACCCAAGCAGACCAGCGCAGCGGCCUGAGUUCGAUAAUGCGGAAAAUAUACGCAGAGCGCCCACCGCCCGUUGCCCACCAUCAUCCUUCCAACCCCGUAGCCGCGACCGCAGUCCAGGUUGUGGAAAAAGUGACGCCGAGAAGCGGACUCCCCAACUUCUUCCGCGGCUUCACGCCCACACUACUAGGCAUGAUUCCUUAUGCAGGCGCCUCCUUUCUCGCCCACGAUACCAUGAGCGACGUCAUGCGCUGGCCUCGCCUAGCCCCGUACACCACCCUUCCCAACACCUCGCGGGAGGAGUCCCUGACCACGAGCCACAAGCCCGCCCAACUUCGUUACUGGGCCGAACUCACCACCGGCGGAAUAGCAGGCUUCGUCUCGCAAACCGUCUCCUACCCUCUCGAAGUGAUACGAAGAAGGAUGCAGGUGGGUGGUGUGGUCGGUGAUGGCCAUAGGCUGGGCAUGGGCGAGGUGGUGGGGAGAAUCUACUUGGAGAGGGGUUACAAGGGGUUCUUCGUCGGCUUGACGAUUGGCUAUGUCAAGGUGGUGCCCAUGGCUGCCGUGAGCUUUUAUGCGUAUGAGCGGGGGAAAUAUUACUUGGGUAUUUGA